Molecule: messenger RNA, 1297 nt
Organism: Drosophila serrata
Lineage: Eukaryota; Metazoa; Arthropoda; Insecta; Diptera; Drosophilidae
Product: protein amnionless
Biological process (GO): receptor-mediated endocytosis; intracellular protein localization
Cellular component (GO): endocytic vesicle; endomembrane system; apical plasma membrane
Source: RefSeq, a predicted model, not a curated record
CAAGCAGAAGCAACAGCACAAGUACAAUUGGAAAAGAGCUCAGGAGGCAACACGGCGUAUGGGCAACGCAUCCAGUGCGACUCCAGUUUUCCAUACGCUCAGUUGUGGCACGCGCGCGAGGAGCGUCGGUCAAGGCAGAAGAUAUCGGGCAAUAGGCUCCAAAUAAGUCUAGAAAUCAGGAAAUAUACAUACAUAUAGUGACUACUUUUUGUUGCUAGGAAGGAAAUCCUCAAGAUGACCAAAGUGGAGCUAUACAAGUCGCGUGUCUUCGUGACAAUCAUACACCUGUGCGCCCUGGGCCAGUUCGCCUAUGGAUUGUACUACAGCUCCUUUGAGAUCCAGCGCAGCUAUAAGCUAAAGACCAGCCUGAACCGUCGCCUUGUACCGGAGUCGCUGCCCCAGAAAAUCAAGUUGCUCUCCUACUGGUCGCUGAUAAUUCAGGCACUGUACUACACCGUAUCGCUGGUCAAUGAUUUUGUGGGAACCAACGAGCUGACCCCCAAAAAGCCGCCAGCGGUGCGCAGGUUCAAGGACUGGCUAAUGGCCACUCUGGCCUUCCCAGUGGCCAUAAAUGUGGGCGUGACCUUCUGGACCCUGUAUGCCAUUGAUCGAGAGCUGGUCUUCCCCAAGGUGCUGGACCCCGUCUUCCCGAGCUGGCUGAACCAUGUCCUACAUACCAACAUCGUCGUCUUCAUCGUCUUGGAAAUUUUCACCUCGUACCGGUCGUAUCCAAAGCGUAGUCAGGGUCUCGCCGGACUGGCCACCUUCAUGGGCGCCUAUCUGGUGUGGAUUCACGUUGUGAAGCACUAUUCAGGCGUUUGGGUGUAUCCGGUGCUGGAGGUUCUGCAGCUGCCGCAGCGUAUUCUCUUCUUUGUGGUCGUCGUCGGGUUCACGUUGUCGCUGUAUCUGCUGGGCGAGUUCCUUAACAACACCGUCUGGGCCAAGGAGGUGAAGUUGGCCAAGCGCAAAAUUAACUAGGCUGUGUCCACUACGUUUUGGUUGCAUGUAGAGUCGCGUUUGAUUAGCCACAAUAUACAAGUAAUGAUUAAUAAAAGAAAAAGAAGUCUUGCUUCAAUUAUUUACCUCACAGAUAAAUUAAUUUCCUGAGGCAAAAGGUCGAAAAGCAACCUUAAAUUAUGAAGACGCACCGUAAGAUUUGUAAUCUUUGCAUGACCAAGAUUCCGUGAUUUAAACGUACUUUGCUUAGAGUUUAACAAACUUUUUGGACCCGUAAAAGAAACAAAUAUAUACAUAUGUGUGUAAAGGUAAAGAUCCAGAACACCUUUUGCUAAUGAUA